AAGAAUGUGACUGCCUAAAAUGUUUCAGAGUCGUACGAGAAAAGCAAACAUUAAUAAACCUGCACCAACACGGUGCUUGCUGGCUUUGUUUAUUAUGGGAUGCACAAGUUCCAAAUUCUCGGUUGUCAAGGCUGUGGAGCCCAGCAGAUUGGUUGAAGGAAAUGAGAAAAAUGCUUUGGAGAAUGACGUUUCCGAGGCGUUUCCCCGCGGAGAAUCGGCAGCGUCCAAGCAUACUACAGACAGCGGGUUAGGUCUGGAAGCCGUGCCCAGGACAAUGCCCCCAUUAAGGGGCCCUAGUUCCAUGUUCACCAAGGAGGACAGAGAGAGACCAAAGGCUCAUGAGAUCCUGGAGCAGCUGCAGAGGCAGGGUCUCCUCCCAGCAAACUGCAGGCAGGGCCAGUGGGGAGAGGCCUACAGUGUGAUGAUGGACGGCCCAGAGCAGCACCUACGGCGGCCACCCUUACACUUAGAGACUCUGAGGAACAGGGCGGGGAAGCUCAUCACCAAGGACGACAUCGAGGCCAGGAUGAGGAGAGCAGAGGAAAGACGCAAGGCCCAGGAGGUGGCGCUGAGGAGCAAGCUCAGGGACAUGUCUGCACGGUGCUGCGGCACGAGCCGGCCUGAGGAGAAAGACCAUCUGGAAUUGGAUGGAGGACCCAGUACAGUAUCUGGACGCACUUCCCCAAAAGUCUGGCAUGACCAGGACCUUGCACUGGCCUCCCAGUAAGCCUUGCAGAAAGGAAGUUUCACAUGCAAGGACAAGGACGACAGAGCUGGGGAGAAUUUGGGGGGGGGGGGGGGGGUCCUCAUGGUCCCUCUAGAGAGCGAUGCCAUUUUUCAGACAAGGGCCACAGACGAGGACGACGAUGGAUCUUUUCAAUCCCGAUUAAUUUGAAUUCACUUAAAAUGGGGAGACGGAAGUCUGUUCUUUUAGCAGUAGAUGGCGCUGUUAACCUAAAAUCUAGAUCGCCACUGUUGAUUUACUAAAUGCUGCUCUAGGACUAGGGAGCUGCACUUUGAUGCAGUGAAAGAAUGUAUUUGCAGAGGACACGCGAUCCAGACAAGAGUUGUUCGGAAGCUGAGCUUAUUAUCUUUCGCAAAAUGUACUGUAACAGCAGUCUGUAAUAAUCAUUAUAAAUCCAGGUUUAAAAGUAGGUCGCACUCACGGGUAAAUUAACUUCAAUUUUGCGUAAUGGAUACCGACAACUACACAACGUCCUGAGCAUCUCGGUAAUCCUGAACGCCAGGUUACCAGAUAAUUUGUAUGUUAUGUAAGGAAUGAUGUAUGUAGCUUUCGGGAUCUGUUUCAGUCGCAGUGCAGACUCUUCGUAUCGAUGCGUAAUACAGUUGUGAUGUGUAUGAGCAAGUGUUUGGGGGGGGGGGGGUGACAGACUUCUGCAGCUGUCAGUCUUUCAUCAGCCCAUCCCCAGUUGCCAUGGAAGUAAGUCCUUUUCGAGUCAUCGGCAUAGAAUCGGGCGCUCUUUAGAUUUGAGGCCAGCUGAAUAUGGGAUUAAAUCACGGGGGCUCUGAGUGGAGACUCGCAUAGUUUUGGGGGUAUUUCAGACAUCCGUCCGCUGACAUAUUCCUUCAUAAAGUAUUAAAAAUAAAUUAAAUUUGGUCUAAGUACUUUUCCUCCAAAAUAUAGUAAUUAGGAGUCCAAGCAACGUGGCUGAUGGAAUGCUAUUGUUUUUUGUUAGUUUUCAUUAAAACGCGUACCAAUAUUGUUUAAUAAUGCACAUUUAAAAUGUAACUUAAAAGCUGUUAUGGGACUUUUUAUGGCUCCUUAACAUAGGUUAAACACUUUUCCUUCACGCAAUCGACAUGACACCAAAGCAAAAAUAAGAAUAAAAUUAAUAUAACAAAUUAACCUACGGUGUUUGAUCACCUGUUUGGCAGGCAUUAACAAGGAAAUGCCAUAUAAGUGUCCGGGGUCCGAUAUAAACGACGUUGCAAAAGUCUAACUGAUGUAAUUCAGUUGUGAAUGACGUUGUGUUUUGUUGAAUUCUGCAA
Messenger RNA from Brienomyrus brachyistius, 2010 nucleotides. RefSeq names its product stathmin domain containing 1 (gene stmnd1). The transcript has 5 exons. The coding region runs from base 20 to 727 and encodes 235 amino acids. Gene Ontology annotation, cellular component: neuron projection; cytoplasm. Gene Ontology annotation, molecular function: tubulin binding. Lineage: Eukaryota; Metazoa; Chordata; Actinopteri; Osteoglossiformes; Mormyridae. Gene Ontology annotation, biological process: neuron projection development; regulation of microtubule polymerization or depolymerization; microtubule depolymerization. The record is from RefSeq and is a predicted model, not a curated record.